UCAGCAGUUCAGACACCAUGGCAUCAACACCUGGAACUAUCAGAGUCCUUACAACACUGCUUCUUCUAGCCAGAGGAUCCCUCUCACAGCUGGAUGUGUGUGGGCAACCCCCCCUCAACACCCGCAGUGGGGGAGAAGACGCCCCUGCGGGGGCGUGGCCAUGGCAGGCCAGCUUUCACCGCAACGACCGCCACUUCUGCGGGGGGUCCCUCAUCAACAAGGACUGGGUGAUGUCAGCCGCACACUGCUUCUCCAGCACCAACCCGUCCGGCCUGGUCGUCUACCUGGGGCGGCAGAAUCAGGAGGGCAGCAACUCCAACGAGGUUUCCAGGACUGUCUCUCGGAUCAUCACGCAUCCCAAUUACAACAGCGACACCAGCGAUAAUGACAUCGCCCUCCUCCAACUCUCCUCCUCCGUCACCUUCACUAACUUCAUCCGCCCAAUCUGCCUGGCAGCAGCCAACAGCACCUUCAACCGGGGCACCACCAGCUGGGUGACAGGCUGGGGCACCAUCAGAGUUGGAGUGUCCCUCCCCUCCCCACAGACCCUUCAGGAAGUGGAUGUGCCGGUGACGGGGAACAGGAACUGUUUCUGCCAGUACAACCCGUCAGGCGUCACCAUCACCGACAACAUGAUCUGUGCCGAGGGACGAGGGGGCAAGGACUCCUGCCAGGGAGAUUCUGGCGGUCCGAUGGUGAGUAAGCAGGGUUCUGUGUGGGUCCAGGCGGGUGUCGUGAGCUUCGGUAUCGGCUGCGCCCGGGCCCAGUUCCCAGGAGUGUAUGCACGCGUCUCUCAGUACCAGAGCUGGAUCAACACCCAGAUCACCAGCGACCAGCCGGGCUUCGUCACCUUCACCUCCACCGGGACAGAUGCAGACCAGAGUGCCACCUGCACCGGUCUGCCUGCUUGGGGGAGAGAACGCCCCUGCGGGGCGUGGCCAUGGCAGGCCAGCCUUCACCGCAACGACCGCCACUUCUGCGGGGGGUCCCUCAUCAACAAGGACUGGGUGAUGUCAGCCGCACACUGCUUCUCCAG
Messenger RNA from Clupea harengus (Atlantic herring), 1036 nucleotides. Its product is annotated as tryptase-like. The record is from RefSeq and is a predicted model, not a curated record. Gene Ontology annotation, biological process: proteolysis. Gene Ontology annotation, molecular function: serine-type endopeptidase activity. Lineage: Eukaryota; Metazoa; Chordata; Actinopteri; Clupeiformes; Clupeidae.